AAGAUGGUACUGAAUAAUUUCGGCCACGUACGCUCUCCGAGCCCCCAGUUCUUCUCCUCGCUCUAUAUAUAUCAAUCAAAAGCUCUCCAAGAAAGGCUAGCAAAGAGCUUCGGAUAUACUCUCUCUCUCUCUCUCUCUCUCUCUCUCAUGGGUCUUCUUCAAUCUCGGUUUGGUGAUCUCAGGAAGAAGAAGGUGGAGGAGGAGGACGAGGAGGGUCCUUCUCCCUCUAGCCCGGCUGCCACGCCUCCGGUCGAAGACGAGCUCGAGCGGGUCUUUCGCUUGUACGACACGAACGGGGACGGGAAGAUAUCGGCGGCGGAGCUGCGGGACAUGAUGGCAAAACUCGGGCGUCCCCCGGCGGACGAUCAUGAACUGGAGAUGAUGAUGAAGGAAGCUGAUGCAGACGGGGAUGGCUUCAUCAACCUUGCGGAGUUCAAGGAUAUUAAUCGAGCUGGGGAGGGAGUUCAGGAGGCAGAUCUAAGGGAGGCCUUUGCGGUGUUCGACGAGGACCAUGAUGGAAAGAUCUCGGCGAGUGAGUUGCGGGGCGUGUUGAAGGGGCUGGGAGAGGAGGUGACAACCGCGCAAUGUCGGAAGAUGAUAAGAGGAGUGGAUCGGGAUGGGGACGGGAUGGUGAGCUUUCAAGAAUUCAAGGUUAUGAUGACAGGUGGUGGUCGUCCUCUCAACAUAUAGAGCUUUUCUCUUAUUCUUCUUUUCUCUCUCUCCUUCAGCCAAAGUUAUUCGAGUUGAAGAAGAGCGAGUGAACUGGAACUCUGUGAUUGGAUUAUAGUUGUUAGUUAUUUUUUUGACUGUGAUUGAAAGAAUAAUUUAUCUAGUCAUUUUUUAAGUUGCUGCUUU
This is a messenger RNA of Phoenix dactylifera (date palm), 855 nucleotides long. Its product is annotated as putative calcium-binding protein CML15. The record is from RefSeq and is a predicted model, not a curated record. NCBI's taxonomy places the organism in Eukaryota, Viridiplantae, Streptophyta, Magnoliopsida, Arecales, Arecaceae. Gene Ontology annotation, molecular function: calcium ion binding.